Messenger RNA from Alternaria arborescens, 1068 nucleotides. RefSeq lists its product as hypothetical. Lineage: Eukaryota; Fungi; Ascomycota; Dothideomycetes; Pleosporales; Pleosporaceae. The transcript has a single exon. The record is from RefSeq and is a predicted model, not a curated record. The coding region runs from base 1 to 1068 and encodes 355 amino acids.
AUGACUGAGGACUUUGUGGUAUGCGGCGACUAUCCUAAACUUGCCAAGCAUCUCCCAGAAACCUCAAUAGAGACUGACCUCGAUUACGCUCCUGGUACAGGACAUACAAGCCCAGGUAGCACAUUCAGGUUGGGCCUGCUAGCGGAUGCAUCGAUAGCAAUCCGGCGAGAAGGCAGUGCACUAGAGAUAUCAGAGCCAGCAGAAUGUAUACCCCCAACUCAUCUCGCGCCUCGAGCACGAUGCCACGCACUAGAUGAGAGCACAGAAGAUAGGGUCAAAGGCCUGCUCGGGGUCGCAACCGACUCCCGCAUCCCACACGGCCCGACACAUCAGCCAUCUACUCAAAAACUUCUAAACACCUUACCCUCAUCAAUCCGCUCUCGGGCCUCCUCCCUCGACGAGCUCCGCCCCCUCCCCUUUCGCUGGCAAUUUCCAGUCGGUAAGCGCUACCGCAUCGGCGAUCCCGCUGCCUUUGCCGCGAUGAAAGAACGAAAUAUCGAAUGGUACGUAACAACGGGUGUGCUGGUGGAAGACUGCACCGGUCUAAGGUGGAAUGCUGGUACCUACAACUACCUCUUAUACUGGCACGUAGAAGGCAUGCCGGCGCCUGGAGAGGAAGAUGCGGGACAGAAGUGGUUGCGGAUAGAACCAGGCGUCGUGCGAGACUGGCAAAAAGAGAACUGGGAGGCCGAUUUUGGGGAGGCGGUGAUGGAUGUGGAAGACGAGCCUGCAACUCCCAUUGUAGAAGGUUUCAUCAUCAUGAACGAACCAUUGUCGCCGCUUAACAAGGUAAGUAGUGUUCCGCUCAAGAGCGCGCUGCGUAGUCAUAACGGGCCGCCAUCAUCUUCUCCAUCAACUCAAUCGGAUACUGGUUCUGGGUCACCGAAAAGAGAGAAAAAAGUGAAGUUUCAUCGGAAGAAGGGGAAGCGAACGGUAUUGUUGGAAGUGGAUGAUGAGGGUGUACCGCUGGAAGAGCAGGGAAAGAUUGUUGAAACGAGGGUGGAUGAGGUCGCUAACCUAAGUGAUGAUGAGGGGAGGUCGGCGAAAAAUUUACUGAAGGCGAAUUAA